This is a messenger RNA of Closterium sp. Naga37s-1, 2376 nucleotides long. NCBI's taxonomy places the organism in Eukaryota, Viridiplantae, Streptophyta, Zygnematophyceae, Desmidiales, Closteriaceae. The record is from the annotation of a GenBank genome assembly.
AUGGCGCUAGUACAACGCGCCUUGCCUCUCUCAGGGGCCGCCGCCACUCCACUGCCUCGGCGCCCGCACAUGGUGCUACUCCUCCUGCUUCUGCUCGUCUUCACCACGGCGACUACAACCACCAUGGCUGACCCGCACCUGCCGCCGCCUUUACCGGAAGACUGCCAGCGCUUCGGCACCCGCUUCUGCAGCAUCUUGCGGGCAGUAUCCUCUCUGGCUUCGGGCAGAGGCCGUCGUCAGCAUGGCGACUCUGGUAACCACCAGCGUGGCGAAACUGUUGACUCGUCACGUCAGGAGGGCCCUCAACACGGGGGUGGCGAAAGCAACGAGACCAGCAUUGACGUCGGCGGUCCCGGCAGUGAUGUCAGCGGCCCCGGCGGCGACGGUCACGGCGUUCGCAGCAGCAGGCGGGCGGCAUUGUCGCUGGUUGCGCCUCUGGCGCUGUGCUCGCCGUCGACCCUCUCAGGCUACACGUCCAUGAAGCUCCACUGGAAGACCACCACCACCACCACCAUCCAGCUCGCAGUCACCGCGACAGGCGGCGCCGCCACGGGAUGGUUCGGCAUCGGCUUCGCACGGGACCUCAAGAUGUAUCCCGCAGACGCCGUCAUCGGCAACCAGGCGGGCUCGCCGGUCCCCGUGGAUACCUACAACAUCUCCAGUUACUCCGCCGUCCGGCUCACCUCGGCGUUUACCAUCGGCAGCAAGACGUUCGCCGCGUCCGGGACGACGGCCACGAUGACGUUCACGCGGACUACCGGUGAUGGGGGCGUGGCGCCCGUGCAGGUCGCGGAGUCGAACAAGAUCAUCUGGGCGUACUCCAGUAGCGGCUCCACCACCAUUGCCAAGCACAACUACGAGCCCCCACCCCCCCCUUCACCUCCCCCUCCGCCCUCGCCCCCAAAACCCCCCUCGCCUCCGCCUCCCCCUUCGCCCCCACCCCCACCCUCGCCUCCGCCUCCCCCUAGCCCUCCACCCCCGCCUUCGCCUCCCCCCCCGCCCUCGCCCCCAACCCCCCCCUCGCCUCCGCCCCCCCCUUCGCCCCCACCGCCACCCUCGCCUCCGCCUCCCCCUUCACCCCCACCCCCACCCUCGCCUCCGCCCCCCCCUAGCCCUCCACCCCCCCCUUCGCCUCCCCCCCCGCCCUCGCCCCCAAACCCCCCCCUCCCCUCCAACCCCCCCUUCGCCUCCCCCCCCCGCCCUCGCCCCCAAACCCCCCCUCGCCUCCGCCGCCGCCCUCGCCCCCACCCCCCCCCCUCGCCCCCACCCCCACCUUCUCCCUCUCCGCCUCCCUCUCCCCCUCCCUCUCCUCCCCCUCCCUCUCCCCCCACUGGCGGAUCUGUGCCAACCACGAGCGUCUCUCCCCCUCCUGACUCCUCCCCUCCCCCUCCUGAUUCCUCCCCUCCCCCUCCUGUCUCCUCCCCUCCCCCUCCUGACUCCUCCCCUCCCCCUCCUGUCUCUUCCCCUCCCCCUCCUGUCUCCUCCCCUCCCCCUCCUGUCUCCUCCCCUCCCCCUCCUGUCUCCUCCCCUCCCCCUCCUGUCUCCUCCCCUCCCCCUCCUGUCUCCUCCCCUCCCCCUCCUGUCUCCUCCCCUCCCCCUCCUGACUCCUCCCCCCCCCCUCCUGUCUCUUCCCCUCCCCCUCCUGUCUCCUCCCCUCCACCUCCUGACUCCUCCCCUCCCCCUCCUGUCUCCUCCCCUCCCCCUCCCACCAUCGCCUCUCCCCCUCCUCCCAUUCUUCCCAACGGCGGUAACGUUGACUUGUCUCCUCCCCCCGCCACCGCCUCUCCCCCUCCUUCCCCUUCGCCUCCGGCCCCCUCUCCAUUCGCCACGGGUAAAGCCUGCCCCGUAUCCACCCUGCCUGGAUACUCCUAUCAGCUUGCCCUGCUCCCGCCCAACCUCAUCCUGCACUGGAACCCCGUAUCGUCCAAGCAAGUGGACAUGGCAAUAGAAGCCAAGGCGCCAGGCAAGGCCAGGACGGGAUGGAUAUCCGUGGGGUGGUCUUCCAAGGGAGCUAUGGUACCUGCAGAUGCUGUGGUUGGGAACCUGCCUGGUGGCCGUGUUGUGCCGUAUGCCAUCAAGGGGUAUCGCACGGCCAAGCUGCUGCCCACUACAGCGUUCAGUGUUUACAAUGCGUCCACCACCAUGAGUGCUGAUACUUCAACUAUUAUCAGGUUCUCCCGUGUGAAAGGCACGGGUGUGUCUGCCAAGUUUAACCCAACAGGCGUAUCAAAGCUUAUCUGGGCCUUCUCCUGCACUGGCAACAAACGCCUCAGCUUCCACGACAACAACUUUGGAACUGCAAAGGUGGACUUCUCCUGCCGCACUGCACCGUCCAGUCAGCCUUCCCUGGACUACCAGGAGGAAGAGGACUACUAG